Molecule: messenger RNA, 2550 nt
Organism: Plasmodium coatneyi
Lineage: Eukaryota; Apicomplexa; Aconoidasida; Haemosporida; Plasmodiidae
Exons: 5
Coding region: 1-2550 (849 amino acids)
Source: RefSeq, a predicted model, not a curated record
AUGGAAAAGGAGAACCGCUCUGAGAAGAAAAAAAGGAACAAAGAUGCACAAGGAAGUGAGGAAAGCGAGCAGGGCGUGGGCCCACACAGCGCAAGUAGUUACGAUGAAAGCGGCUUUUACCAGGACCCCCCCGACAAUGACGCUUCGGACAGUCAAGACGAAAUGAGUGACUUGGAGGAUCUGCCAGAAUAUGAAAGGGAACUGAUCCUAGCGAAGAGGCAUGAAGAACACAUGAUAAAGGAACAUCGGAGGAUUCUCCUAAAAAAGGUAAAACCCCAAUCGCAGGUGGAAAAAACAGAUCAGGACGAUGACAGCAACUAUGUGGUGCAGGGGGGGAAAUCAGUUACCACUGCUACGGGUGGUAAAGCCGCACUGGGGAAGACGAAGAAGAAAGUUGCCCCCCCGUCGACAGACAAAGCGGACAUAUCUGGUAGAUCUACCAAAGAAGGAACAACAGCAGAAAAAAAAAAGAAUAAACAGAGUUCGAAAGUUGGAGGGGGAGGUACCGCUGCAAGUUCCGCCGUGGAGGGAGAUCUACACGGAAAUGAUUCAUAUGAUGAUAUCAAAAAAGGGAAGGAUUCUUCUCUGUCACGGAUGCAGGAGAAAGAAGCAACCAAACGGGGAGAAAAUGAAAAGCUUGGUUACCAAACGGAUAGAGUGAAGGGUAGACGCUUAAACAAAUUGUACAGCGAAACGGGGGAGUCCUCCCCGUCAGACUAUUCUUCUCAUAAAAAAAAGAACGUAAAAAAGGAAAAGAAGAAAAAGGAAAGCACCCUACACACACAGGACGGAGUUAGCAAACAUUUCGAUGUGACCACGUCAGAUGGGGGGAACGAGUUAUACACAAACGACAGGGGGGAGAAGAGAGAAGACUGGAACAGGAGGAAGAAAGUGAUGAAGAAGGGGUCCCACGUGUAUGAGGGUAAACAACGACCAGGUCAUGGAUCUUCCGACAGUGGUGACAGUCGUUACAGCCGUGACAGUCUCACGCGAAGUAGGAGCGCCACAAAGGAUAACCACCAAGGGAAGAGACUCUUUGAAGAUUCGAAGGAUGGCAGUGACGACCACGGAGGAGAACUAUUUGCUAAAGAGACAAUGACACCUGAACGGUUAAUACAAAUAUACAAGGAGGAGAAGAAGAUCAAACUGGAGGUGUAUAAAUAUAUGACCUACGAAAUUAUCACCUACUUUCAGUUAAAAAAAACCUUCCUCCUGGAUAUGAGUGAGCAUAUUAACUUUGCCUACCAUGUGAUUGGCCAUUUGGUUAAGGUUAACGAUGCGAACCACCUGGUAAGAGUUGCGACCGGGGAGAGAAUGAAAAAUGACCCAAUGGGUAACCCCCCUGGUGGGAAGAAUGUCCCCACUGAGCAGAGAAGAAAAGCGAAGGAGGUGAACGCCCCAAAUGAAGAGGCAACCAACGCAACAACUGACGAACAGACAAUCCAAAAAAAUAAAAAAAAUAUUUUUUUCAUAACCAACGUUGUAAAAAGCGAAAACUACUUCUGCAUUGAUAGACACACAAACGUCAAACUUGAAAUAGCCCACUUGGAAAACAUCGAAAAUGUAUACUUCUUCUCCCGAAUGAAGAAUCAGAUGGUAAAAAAUAGGAAGCUACACACUAGUGAAUUAACAACGCAUGAUAAUUGGUGCGUCCCCCAUGGGGGUAGUACCUUCCUCUGCGACCUGAACAACAUAUCCGACCAAAAGUUUUCCGUGGAUGAAUAUAACUGCAUUAAGUUAUUUUCCAUCGAUGUAGAUGUUUUAAAAAAUUUCCACCACUUUUUGAGAGAGAAAAUUGAAGACUUAAAAAACUUUCGUUACACGGAAAGACAAAUUGAGGACCUGGUAGAAAUGAAAAAGAAGCAGAGUUUCCAUGAGAUUUUUAGCAACAAGAAAAGUUUGGACGCUGUGCCUAUUUCGCGUAUCACUGUCCAGAGGGAGAUCUGCUCCAUUCAGCGGGAAAUCGAUACGCUCAAUUAUGCUAAGAAGAAAACCAACCCCCGGGAUCUGCAUGCCCUGUCACAGCUGGCACAACAAAUUGACGCCCUCACGAGGAAGAAGGACAUCCUCAAGGGGCAACUGCAGAAGGCGCGAAGUAAGACAAAUAAUGGAACAGCAGAUUGGUUGAUCGCCAACCUCGCGCCUAACAAAACCACGGAGGGAGCCCACCACGAGAGGGAUAAAACCAUCUCCAAGGAGAAGCCCCUCAGGACCUACAGGAGCGCCCCCCUCAUGGAGGAACCCCCCAACAAGUUGCUAGGGGUAGAGGAACGGAGGGGCAUCUCCCAACUGGCCAACUACAUCCACGAGGAAAAAAAAAGCUUUACGAAUUCUCUCACGGGGAAGUUUGUUGAUCUACCUCUGGAAGUGCACAACAAAAUUGUCACCCACUUUUUGCUCGGCUGUCUGGAGAGGGACCAGGUCUAUUUGGACAACCCGCCGGAGGACAGCUCGGAUGACGAAGCGGGGGAGGACUACCAUCUCUUCGGAGUCAACAUCGCUAGUCGUGUAACUCCCUUCGAGGAGCUGAAGCAGAAGAAUUUUAACUGA